Messenger RNA from Petromyzon marinus (sea lamprey), 1099 nucleotides. The record is from RefSeq and is a predicted model, not a curated record. NCBI's taxonomy places the organism in Eukaryota, Metazoa, Chordata, Hyperoartia, Petromyzontiformes, Petromyzontidae.
CGUGAGUUAGUGUUAGUGUGUGUGUGUCUUCCCGUGUCUCCGCUAGGGGUCGCUUCACUCAACAGCGGUCGCCAUGUUAAGGAUGGCGCUGAGCUUCUGCCCGUUCUGCGGCGGCCAGGUGCAAGAGGCCUUCCACUUCUGCCCUUCGUGCGGCCAGGGCCUCUCGGCCGUGACCACCGCGUGCCGCCUGGCCGGGGCCGGCGGCCCCUCCGCCGGCCACGGCCUCGACCACGGCCUCGAGCACGGCCUCGAGCACGGCCUCGAACACGGCCUCGAACACGGCCGCGGCCGUGGCCGCAAGCGUCGUCAGCCGCUCCUCGCCGACGACGAGGACGACGCUGGUGCCGGCAGCCCAGCCGCAUCUCCGGCGAGGCGAGGGCUGCGGUGGUGCAGGCCGCCGGCCGAAUCUCCCGUCGCCGGCGCCGGCACCGCGGACCCCGGCGUGGCCGGCGUAGCCGGCGUGGCCGGCGUGGCCGGCGUGGCCGGCGUGGCCGGCGUGGCCGGCGUGGCCGGCGCCGGGCCCGCCGGCACGCCCGGGGAGACGCGGCGCAAGUCGGUGGCGUUUGCGCCGAUCGGCAGACAGAAGCCGCCGCUGUCGCCGCCGGCUGAGCCGCCGCCACCACAGCCGACGCCGGCACCGGCGGCGGUGGCGGUGGCUCAGCCGGCGGCUCAGCCGGCGGUGGUGGUGACGCGAGAUGCCAGGAUGGAGUUGACGCCGACUGCCGCGACCGUGCCCAAGCCACGUGCCCCCAAGCGGUGGAGUGGGGUGGAGUUGCCGCUCACUCCGCUGGACGGCGAGGAGCUGGAGGACAUCACUGGGCGGCGCUGGGCACUGGGCGAGCUGCUCACCCAGGGUGACUCGACACAGCUCUACCUGGCACAGAAGCUGACGGGCCGAUCAGCUGGGGACCAGGGAAGUGCAGAACACCUCAUCAAAAUCGUACGCAGAUCGCUCCCCUGUCACUCUUCGAAAGCUGCUGCUGCUGCUACUGCCCAGGAGGGAGAGGGCCCCGACAAGGCCCAGGAGGGCCCCGACAAGGCCCAGGAGGGAGAGGGCCCAGGAGGGCCCCGACAAGGCCCAGGAAGGAGAGGGCCCUGA